CGCAGCCAAUCAUUAAACGCUAGUAAGCUGCUUUCUGCUGGCUGAACUUGGCCAUUUUUCUGAUGUUACGUGCACGUGCUAUAUGUACGGAUACUGGUGUCUGAUUAUUCCAAAACCAUAUUAUUAUUACAGAAUUAAUUAUAUAAGUUGUGUAAUUAGCAACCAAUAAGGAUGGCAAAGUUUUGUCUGAACAAGCCAAGUAAACGUACAUCGGCGCGAAAGAGAUACAAGAUCGAGAAGAAAGUCCGUAAGCACAAUCGUAAGAUGAAGAAAGAAGCCAAGAAACAUCCUAAAAAAAAAGCCAAAGUAAUGGAGAUACCAAAUCAAUGUCCCUUUAAAGAAGACAUAUUAAAAGAAAUAGAAGCAAUGAAAAAGGCAAAUGACGAAGAAAAGAGGAAGAGGAAGGAAGCUGCUCGUGAGAAAAAACGCGAAGAACUUGCCACAAGUGGUCUUCAAGGAUUAGUCCAUCAGGCUGAGAAUAAGCAACUGGCAUAUAAACCUAUGGAAGUCGAUUCUGUAGAAGAUAAAAUUAAAGAAGCUGUAACCAAGGAAGAAAAUUCAUUGAAAGCCUAUUAUAAGGAAUUCAAGAAAGUUUUGGAUGCAGCAGAUGUUAUUAUUGAGGUUGUGGAUGCUCGUGAUCCAUUAGGAACACGCUGUAAACAGGUGGAAGAAGCAGUUAGAUCUGCAAAAGGAAACAAAAGAUUAGUAUUAGUUUUGAAUAAAGCAGAUCUGGUUCCUAGAGAAAAUCUAGAUCAAUGGUUGAAAUAUUUGAGAGCCAGUUUGCCAACUGUAGCAUUUAAAUCAUCCACACAAAGUCAAGCGAAACGGUUAGGUCGAAGAAUGCUAGGCCGAAAAACAGAAUCCAUGAUACAAAGCAAUACCUGUUUUGGCGCGGAAUUAUUGUUGUCUUUACUUGGAAAUUAUUGCAGAAACAGUGGCAAUGUAAAGACAAGUAUCAGAGUAGGAGUUGUUGGGCUUCCAAAUGUAGGCAAAUCUAGUGUUAUUAAUUCCUUAAAACGCAGUAAGGCUUGCAAUGUCGGAAACACGCCAGGAAUAACAAAAACAAUGCAAGCAGUUCAGUUAGAUUCAAAGAUAAAACUGCUGGAUUCUCCUGGUAUAGUAUUUGCUAAUUCGGACGGAAAUUUCGACGAAACAUCUGUGGCUCUUAAAAAUGCUGUGAAAAUCCAAGCAUUGAAAGAUCCAUUUACACCAGCAACAGCUAUUCUAAAAAGAAUUUCACGAGAACAAAUAACAGAAUUAUACGAUAUACAGAAUUUUUCGACGCCAGAUGAUUUUUUCCCAAUGAAGGCCGCAAGAAUGGGUAAAUUUAAGAAAGGUGGAAUACCCGAUGCAUUAGCUGCAGCGCGCAGUGUUCUGGACGAUUGGAAUUCCGGAAAAAUUAGAUAUUACACAGUACCACCUGAACAACCGGUGUGUCAUAUAUCCGCGGAGAUAGUUAGUCAAAUGGCUAAAGAAUUCGACAUCGAGAGUUUUGCCGCGGAAGAAAAAAUGAUGCUCGAUAACCUCACAACAGAAUCUACUUGUAACCCUACUAUUGUGAAGCCUUUGUUGGUCGAUAGUUCAGGUCCUGUUACAGCGGCGAUGGAAGUCGAGAUGCAGAAAAAUGCGGAAUAUAAGAUCCAAAAAAAAUUGAAGAAGAAGUUGGCAGAAAGGAAGAAUACCGAGAAGAAGAAGAAAAAAGUUGAUCCCCUUUCUGAAAUUGAAGGCAAUCAAAAACUGAAUAAGCUAAGUAAACUUCAAUUCAAGAAGGAGAAGAAGAAAAAAGCGAAGGCAGAGAAAAUGGCCUUUUCAGAAAAAGCAGCUGCUAAAUUAGCGGGACAACUUGAAGGAUUUAGCUUAUAGAAGGAAGAUGACUUUAUACUGCGGAUUUUACAUAGACAUUAUGUAUAUAACAUAAAUGUGUAUGAAUUUAACAUGAACUUUAUAUGAAAAUUGUAUAUAUAAAUGUGAAGUAUUAAAAAAAACUACAUAAAUAAAAGUUGCUUUGAUGAGCGGGAGAGAGAGAGAG
This is a messenger RNA of Harpegnathos saltator (Jerdon's jumping ant), 2029 nucleotides long. It is a transcript of the gene Ns1, whose product is annotated as Nucleostemin 1. Bases 172 to 1863 code for a protein of 563 amino acids. Gene Ontology annotation, molecular function: GTP binding. Lineage: Eukaryota; Metazoa; Arthropoda; Insecta; Hymenoptera; Formicidae. Gene Ontology annotation, cellular component: nucleolus. The transcript is spliced from 8 exons. The record is from RefSeq and is a predicted model, not a curated record.